Molecule: messenger RNA, 4649 nt
Organism: Caenorhabditis angaria
Lineage: Eukaryota; Metazoa; Nematoda; Chromadorea; Rhabditida; Rhabditidae
Source: the annotation of a GenBank genome assembly
AUGGUGAGUGUUUUUGGGCGGGAAUUUCAAUGUUUUGGAGCUAAAAAACUGUCUGGAAGUGUUUCUCUGGGAAAUUCGAUUUUUCCAGCAGGUUGGCGACAUAAAAUAGAACAUUUUCAGAUCGAUUUUGCUCGUCUCGAAUUCGUCCAACUCCAGAAAUCAAUGGAAUUUCUAAUUUUUCAGGUUGUUUCUAAAAAUAAACUAGUUUUAAGUGCAUCCCGUGUUGAAAAGUGCAAUUUUUCCACUUGAACAGUUUUUACUGUUUUGUCAAAAUAUCUGUUUUUUUUUGUUGAAAAUCAGAAGAAAAAUGAUUGCGAUUCUAUUUUUCCUUUUCGUCUGCCUAUACAUUUUCAGAUAUUUUUCGAAUUAUCUGAAAUUCUACAAUUAUGCUAGAAAGGUAGGUUGAAAACUAAAUCCCUUUAGAAAACUUUUGAAAAUUCAGAUUCCCGGUCCAAAAAUGCACGGAAUUUUGGGAAACGUUCCAGAUUUGAUGGAUAAAACGACUGAAAAUCUGGGAGAAGUGCUGAAAUUUUGGGCGAAUGAGCAGCGGGGAAAUGGCUCGAGGAUCAUGCGAGUUUUUCUGUUUGGCAAUUUAUUUGUUUGGCCGUUGGAUGGAGAAAUGACGAAAGUGAUAUUGGAGAAUAAUGAGGAAUUGGAUAAAGGGGAGGAUUAUCGAUUUUUUGAGCCGUGGAUUGGAAAAGGACUGCUGCUGGAGUGAGAAAUUUCGAUAUUUGGCUCGGGAAAAUCUCUCGUGGCCUAGAAAACCAAAAACCCCGGAAAAUUAGCUUCAUUUUAAGUCUAAAUAUGGCCUAUUUUCUUGGUGGCCUAGAAAACCAAAUCCUAGAGAAAAUUAGCUUCGUUUUGAGUCCAAACUUGGCCGAGGUUCUUAGUGGCCUAGGAAACCAAAUCCUAGAGAAAAUGAAGCGUGUUUUGAAUCUAUACAUGACCUAGGUUUCCGGUGGCCUAGAAAUCCAACACCUCUAGACAAUAACGUAUAUUUUGAAUCUAAACAUGGCCUAGGUUUCUCGUGGCCUAGGAAACCAAAUCCUAGAGAAAAUGAAGCGUGUUUUGAGUCUAAACAUGGCCUAGGUUUCUGGUGGCCUAGAAAUCCAACACCUCUAGACAAUGAAGCGUGUUUUGAGUCUAAACAUGACCGAGAUUUUUGGUGGCCUAGGAAACCAAAUCCUAGAGAAAAUUAAGCGUGUUUUGAGUCCAAACAUGGCCUAGAAAACCAAGUCCUCUUUGAAAUUGUGAGUCUUUUGAGUCUAAACAUGGCCUAGGUUUCUGGUGGCCUAGAAAUCCAAAAUCGUUUGAAAAUGAGUUUUCUGGAUAUAAAUGUGGCCGAGGUUUUUGGUGGCCUAGAAAACCAAGUCCUCUUUGAAAUUGCGAGCAUUUUGAGUCUAAACAUGGCCUAGGUUUAUGGUGGCCUAGGAAACCAAAUUCUAGAGAAAAUGAAGCGUGUCUGAAAACUCAGGAGUUUUCUAAGUCUGAACAUGGCCUAGGAAACCAAAUCCUAGAGAAAAUGAAGCGUGUUUUGAGUCUAAACAUGGCCUAGGUUUCUGGUGGCCUAGAAAACCAAAAACCCCAGAAAAUUAGCUUCAUUUUAAGUCUAAACUUGGCCUAGGUUUUCGGUGGCCUAGAAAACCAAACCCUAGAGAAAAUUAGCUUCGUUUUGAGUCUGAACUUGGCCUAGAAUUUUGGUGGCCUGGAAAACCAAUCUCCUAGAAAACUAGGCCAUAUUUGAUAUCAAAAUAAUCCAAAUCUUCCAAUCUUCCAAUCAGAAAAAAUCAAUAUUUUCCAGGCCGAACAUUCCACGCUGGAAAUCGCAUCGAAAACUAAUCCAACCAGUCUUCAACUUCUCCAAACUUCCCAAAUAUUUCGAAAUCUUCAAAAAACAAACAGAAAUUCUCAUCGACAUCCUCCACGAAAAAUCGAGCAAAUCGGAAUUUUUCGACAUUUUUCCGCACAUCAAAUUCUGUCUUUUGGAUAUUGUUGCCGACGCGGCUUUGGGUAUUCAGACAAAUUCGCAAAUUCGAAAUUUUCACGAAUAUAUUGAUGCUUGCGAAGAGUUUUCGAGAAUAUUGAUCGAGUUUUCGUUCAAACCUUGGUUGAGAAAUCCGAUUUUUUAUAAAUUUUCGGGAUUUGAGGCGAAAAUUGAGGAGAAUCUGAGGGUUUUGAAGGAUUUUAGUAUGAAGUUUAUAAAGGAGCGGAGGGCGGAUGUGGAAUUUCAUAAAGAUCAAGAGAAAUGCUGUUUUUUGGAUCAUCUUCUGGAUUCGCCAGGUAUGAGUUAUGACGUGGCAAAAUUCAUCCAUGUUUAUCAAAAAAAAUUAGAAAGACUGGAAAUUUUGUAGCUGAAAUUUUCUGAAAAAAAUUCUAAAAUUUGCAAAUCAAACUAUUUUCAAAAUUUUUUCAGAUUUUCUAUAGUUUUAUCAUUUUUCAGUCUGAAAAUCCAGAAAAUCCAGAUUUUUUUUGAAUCCAAAAAUGACCUAGAAUUUCGGUGGCCUAGAAACCCAAAAACCGCUCAAAAAUUAGGGAAUUUUUGAAUUCAAACAUGGCCUAGGGUUUGGAUGGCCUAGAAAACCAAACAACCCUCAAGUCUAGCUCAAUUUCAAAUCCAUACAUGGCCUAGAUUUCGGUGGCCUAGAAAUCCAAAACCUCUGGAAACCCAGGAGUUCUCUGAGUCUAAACAUGGCCGAGGUUUUUGGUGGCCGAGAAAACCAACACCUCUAGACAAUAACGCAUAUUUUGAGUCUAAACAUGGUCUAGAUUCUCGGUGGCCUAGAAAUCCAAACAUCUCAAGAAUUAGUGAAUUUUUGAAUCCAAAAAUGGCCUAGAAUUUCGGUGGCCUAGAAAUCCAAACAACCAUCAAGUCUAGCUCAAUUUCAAAUCCAUACAUGGCCUAGAAUUUCGGUGGCCUAGAAAUCCAACUCAAGUUUUUCUUCCAGAUCUCACUGACGAGGAAAUCCGUGAAGAAAUCGACACUCUGAUCUUCGGCGGACAUGACACUACAACAAGCAGUGUAGCCUUUGCGCUCUGGAACAUUGCUCAUAAUCCAGAUGUUCAAAAUCACAUUUACCAGGAGGAACUUCAAGAAAACCCCCUGGAAUCUCGAGAGGAUUUUCGAGCCUUGAAAUAUCUGGAUAGGGUUUUGAAGGAGUCGAAAAGAUUGACCCCACCAAUCCCAUUUUUUCAACGAAAAUUACGAAAAUCUUUGAAGCUUCUUGAUCAGUGCGAAAUUCCAGCUGGAAGUACAAUUUCAAUUGGCCCAAUUAUUCUGCACAGUAAUCCGGAGGUUUUCAAAAAUCCUGGGAUUUUUGAUCCUGAUAGAUUUCUACCUGAUGAGGUCUCGAAACGAAGUGCCUUUGAUUUUGUACCAUUUUCGGCGGGCAUUCGAAAUUGUGUUGGGCAGAAUUUUGGAUUAUUGAAUGAGAAAGUGAUUGUGGCGAAGAUUUUGAAGGAAUUUGAGGUUUUACCGGGGGAGGAUUAUGGAUUUACUGUGCCGUGUUUGGAGGUAAGUUAUUUUGGGAUUUGAAUUUUUUGUUAGAAAAAAAGUAUAAUUUUUCGGGUCGUCGCAAAACCAUCCAAAGGAAUUCCAGUGAAACUUGUCAAACGCUGAAUUUUUUUAAUUAAAAUUCACAAAAAUAAAUCAUUUUAAAUAGCCUCAAUUUAAACUUGACUAGAAUUUAAAAAAAAACCAAUCAAACUUUCAAAAACAACGAAAAAAUGUUUAUGAAAUUUCUGAAACAGUAGAAUUUUUGUAACAAUUUUUUUCUUUCAAAAUGAUAGAAGAACCAUACAUUUUUUGACAAAAUUUUCAUACCAAAAUUUUGAAACAGUAAUUUUUCCAGAAAUUUUUACGUUUCAAAUUUUCUUGAAAACCAAAUUUAGCUGAAGAAUAAUAUGUUUCACGGUUUUGUUUAACUUGAAAAAAAAUUGCGCAAAAAUAGGAUUUUCAGAAAACGUAUUAAUUAUCACAUUUUCAAAAACAACGAAAAAUUGUUAUGAAACUUCUGAAACAGUAGAAUUUUUGCAACAUUUUUAUUUAUUUUUUCAAAUCGAUGAAAAUUUUAUUGAUAAGUUUUUUUGACAAAAUUUUAAUAUUAAAAUUUUGAAACAGUGAUUUUUCCAGAAAUUUUUACGAUUUUUUUUUGGUGAAAAUAGGAUUUUCAGCAAUUUUCAAUCGUAUAACUCUAGCUAUUAAUUUUAUAAAUGCAAAAGUAUCAUAUCCAAAUUUUGAAACAGUAAUUUUUCCAGAAAUUUUUACGUUUCAAAUUUUCUUGAAAAACAAAAAAUUUGGCUUGAAAUGUUAUUGAAGAAAUAAAAUUCACUGUUUCAAAAAUGUUCCAAAUAAAUUUUGCUUCAAUCUUGAGAAAUGAUCCAAAAAUCAAAAAUUAAAAAAUUCUGAAUUCUGAUUUUCUCCACAUAAUGUUUUGUAUCUGUAGUAAUAUUUCUCAAAAUAUAUUAUUUAUAAAAUUGAAUAACAACUGCUGCUGUUUGGAAAUUUUUGGGUGACAAAAUGAUUGAUUGACACGCGCAGAAACUCUACAACUUAUCAAAACUCUCAACACUUUUUGCUGUGAAAAGGUUUGGAUUUUUUUUUUGACUACCAAAAACCGAAUUUUUUUUAGGCCAAAACAACAAUUUUGUGA